AUGGAUAUCAACCAGGUGUUGGAGGGGACCUAUGCCGCUGACGCGGCCAUUCGCAACAACGCCGAGCAACAGCUCACCCAGGCUGCCGAUGCCAACUUUCCCCUUCUCGCCUUCCAGUCACAAUAUCUCACCGUCCUCGGCGGCGAGCUCGCAAAUGAACAAGCACAGCCACAGAUUCGACAGGCAGCCGCGCUGGCCCUGAAGAACGCCUUCACCGCACGCGAGUAUGCCCGGUUACGUCAGGUCCAGGACCGCUGGCUAGGCCUCGAUGCGUCCAUUAAGCAGGAAGUCAAGUCGAUGGCCCUUCGCACACUGGCCACGCCCAACAAGGGUGUCGGCUCCACCACUGCCCAGCUCAUUGCUUCGAUUGCGGCCAUCGAGAUACCCCGCAACCAAUGGCCGGAGCUUAUGCCCACUUUGGUCGAGAAUGUCGGCCAGGGCAACGACAGCCAAAAGCAGUCCUCGCUCACCACCAUUGGCUUCGUCUGCGACACAGAUGAUGUCGAGCUGCGCGAGGCCUUGGCGCACCACUCCAACGCCAUCCUGACAGCCGUCGUCCAGGGCGCGCGCAAGGAAGAGACCAACAACGACGUCCGUGUCGCCGCCAUCAACGCCCUCAGCGACUCGAUCGAAUUUGUGCGCUCCAACUUCGACAAUGAAGGCGAGCGCAACUACAUCAUGCAAGUGAUCUGCGAGGCCACGCAGGCCGAGGACACUCGCAUCCAGCAAGGCUCAUACGGCACGCUGAACCGCAUCAUGGGUCUUUACUAUGACAAGAUGCGCUUCUACAUGGAAAAGGCUCUUUUCGGCCUGACCAUCCAGGGAAUGAAGAGCGAAGAGGAGGAUGUGGCCAAGCUUGCGGUCGAGUUUUGGUGCACCGUUUGCGAAGAGGAGAUUGCAAUCGAGGACGACAACUCACAAGCGCAAGCUGAGGGAUCAACAGAGCUCAGGGAAUACUUCAACUUUGCUCGUGUCGCUACCCAGGAAGUCGUACCCGUCCUACUGGAGCUGCUAGCCAAGCAGGAUGAGGACGCCGAUGACAACGAGUACAACACCUCGCAUGCUGCCUACCAAUGUCUACAGCUGUGGGCACAAUGUGUCGGAAGUGGCGUCAUGCCUCCAGUCCUGGCUUUUAUUGAAAAGUACAUCCGCUCAGAAGACUGGCAUUAUCGGGAUGCUUCCGUAUCGGCGUUUGGAGCCAUUAUGGAAGGUCCAGAGGAAACCGUCCUGGACCCCAUUGUCAAACAGGCCCUGCCCACGCUUAUCGGUAUGAUGGACGACGCCAAUGUCCAUGUCAAGGAUUCCGCAGCCUAUGCUUUGGGCCGCAUCUGCGAGGCGGUUCCCAGCGCUCUGGAUGCGCAGCAACACCUUCCUUCCCUGAUCGGAGCCUUGUUCAAUGGCCUAUCCAGCCACCCCAAGAUGGCUGCCUCCUGCUGCUGGUCAUUGAUGAACUUGGCAGACAGGUUUGCUGGAGAGCCGGGAUGCGAUACCAAUCCACUUUCGCCCCACUUUGCGCAAAGUGUGCAGCAUCUUUUGACCGUUACCGAGCGUGGUGACGCGGAUAAUCAAUUGAGGACUGCUGCCUAUGAAGUCCUCAACUCUUUCGUCAACAAUGCGGCUGGUGACAGUGUACCUCUGGUAAACGAACUCUCCAACGUCAUCCUUGAGCGUUUGGAGAAGUCCAUGGCGCUUCAGUCUCAGAUUGUCAACGUGGAGGACAAGCUUACACUCGAGGAAAUGCAGACCAGUUUGGCUAGCGUCAUCAUGUCCAUUAUCCAACGCUUAGAGACCGACAUCAAGCCACAGGCCGAUCGCAUUAUGCAGAUCUUGCUCAGCCUCUUGUCAUCCCUGCCCCCAAAGUCGAGUGUUCCAGACACCGUUUUCGCUGCCAUUGGGUCCAUUGCCACUGCUCUCGAAGAAGACUUCCAGAAGUACAUGGAGGCAUUCUCGCCCUUCUUGUACAAUGCUCUCAACAAUCAAGAAGAGCCUGCUCUCUGUUCCAUGGCGAUUGGCCUAGUUGCUGACAUCACACGGUCGCUCGGCGAAAACGUUCAGCCAUAUUGCGAUGCCUUCAUGAACUCGCUGCUGAACAAUCUGAGGAGCCCUGCUCUUGGCAAUCAACUCAAGCCAGCGAUCCUCCAGAGCUUCGGUGAUAUUGCGCACGCGAUCCAUGGUGCCUUUGAAACCUACCUCCCCGUCGUUGCUCAGGUGCUCCAGCAAGCUGGCCAAGUCACCUUGACUACGGACGGCAACUAUGAAAUGAUUGACUACAUCACCUCUCUUCGGGAGGGCAUCAUGGACGCCUGGGACGGCUGUAUUGUUGCCAUGAAGAGUAGCAACAAGAGCCAACUCAUCGUCCCGUUCGUCGACUCGAUAUUCGAUCUUUUGCGUACCAUUCAGCAAGACCCCAACCGCACAGAAGCUCUUCUUCGAUCGUCUUGCGGUGUCAUUGGUGAUCUCGCCGAGGCCUUCCCGGGUGGUGAAUUUAGGGAGUACUUCCGUCACGACUUCCUGACAGCAAUGGCAAGGGAGACCCGGGCCAACACAGAUUUCAGCAUCCGAACACGAGACACCGCGCGGUGGGCACGCGAACAGAUUAAGCGUCAAGUCGGCGGCAAUCAAGGCGUCAUGGCCUGA
Plenodomus lingam JN3 is the source of this 2637-nucleotide messenger RNA. RefSeq lists its product as uncharacterized. Gene Ontology annotation, cellular component: cytoplasm; nucleus. Gene Ontology annotation, molecular function: small GTPase binding; nuclear import signal receptor activity. Gene Ontology annotation, biological process: protein import into nucleus. The record is from RefSeq and is a predicted model, not a curated record. NCBI's taxonomy places the organism in Eukaryota, Fungi, Ascomycota, Dothideomycetes, Pleosporales, Leptosphaeriaceae.